Messenger RNA from Paramisgurnus dabryanus, 375 nucleotides. The record is from RefSeq and is a predicted model, not a curated record. Lineage: Eukaryota; Metazoa; Chordata; Actinopteri; Cypriniformes; Cobitidae.
AUGCCUGAGCCAGCGAAGUCCGCACCUAAGAAGGGGUCCAAGAAGGCCGUUACUAAAACCGCUGUAAAGGGCGGUAAGAAGCGCAAGAGGUCCAGGAAGGAGAGCUAUGCUAUCUACGUCUACAAGGUCCUGAAGCAGGUUCAUCCUGACACCGGGAUUUCCUCUAAGGCCAUGGGGAUCAUGAACUCUUUCGUCAAUGAUAUUUUCGAGCGUAUCGCCGGUGAGUCCUCUCGUCUCGCUCAUUACAACAAGCGCUCCACCAUCACAUCGAGAGAGAUCCAGACCGCCGUGCGUCUGCUGCUGCCCGGUGAACUCGCCAAACACGCCGUGUCUGAGGGAACAAAGGCCGUCACCAAGUACACCAGCUCCAAAUAA